ACGUAAACAUCUGACAUUUUAGGCGAUUUAUUUUAUUUGUUGCGUAAUUGAUAAUUGUAUUGGUACUAUUUUAAUUUGCGGUCAUUUACGUCGAUAGAUUGCCGGUUGUUUGCAGUUUCUACAUUUCGUAGAUAUUUACAUACAGCAAUACAAUGUUCGUCACACGCAGAGCUGGCUCUUUAAUAUGGAGUGUGGGUGCUCGUCAAAAGCACACACUGCCAGAUCUUCCGUAUGAGUACAGUGCCUUGGAACCGGUGAUUAGCCGUGAUAUCAUGAGUCUCCAUCAUAGCAAACAUCAUGCUACAUAUGUAAAUAACUUAAAUGCAGCUGAGGAGAAACUUGCUCAAGCUCAGGCCAAAGGUGACAUUCAGACAAUUAUCAACUUAGCCCCAGCUUUAAAGUUCAAUGGAGGUGGUCACAUCAACCACACAAUUUUCUGGCAGAAUCUUUCACCGAAAGGCAGUAAACCUUCCGAUGCCCUCUCCAAGGCUAUUGAGAAAGAUUUUGGGUCAUGGGAGAAUAUGAAAAAUCAAUUGGCAGCUGCUUCGGUUGGUGUACAGGGCUCAGGAUGGGGUUGGCUCGGUUACAACAAGCAGAUGAAGAAAUUGCAAAUUGCUACAUGCCAGAACCAAGAUCCUUUGGAACCAACUACAGGAAUUGUACCACUCUUUGGUAUUGAUGUUUGGGAACAUGCUUAUUAUCUACAAUACAAGAACGUAAGGGCUGACUAUGUGAAAGCAAUAUUUGAUGUCGCUAAUUGGGAAGAUGUUUCAGCGAGAUACAAUAAAGCACUUAACUAAAUGUAAUUUUAAAUAUCAGCAUUUUAUAAUGUCUUAGUUGCGUCGGCUUGAAAAGCAAAAACCAAAAAUUGGUCGCAAUUUGAUUAUAGACUGUUUCUGUUAGAUGUGAUUUAUGAUGCAUUAAUAAGUUAAACACCUAUGUAAUAAAAUAAAUAUUCGAUGAUUAA
Messenger RNA from Melitaea cinxia (Glanville fritillary), 967 nucleotides. RefSeq names its product superoxide dismutase [Mn], mitochondrial (gene Sod2). Gene Ontology annotation, biological process: superoxide metabolic process. Gene Ontology annotation, cellular component: mitochondrion. Bases 153 to 800 code for a protein of 215 amino acids. The record is from RefSeq and is a predicted model, not a curated record. NCBI's taxonomy places the organism in Eukaryota, Metazoa, Arthropoda, Insecta, Lepidoptera, Nymphalidae. Gene Ontology annotation, molecular function: superoxide dismutase activity; metal ion binding. The transcript is spliced from 5 exons.